This is a messenger RNA of Marmota flaviventris (yellow-bellied marmot), 2185 nucleotides long. The record is from RefSeq and is a predicted model, not a curated record. NCBI's taxonomy places the organism in Eukaryota, Metazoa, Chordata, Mammalia, Rodentia, Sciuridae.
UCCGGUCGGCGGCGGCCCAACCAGGCCCGCCGAACUCAGGGCGGCUGGGAGCGCGGCCUCUGUGAUAGGGGCCCUCCCGCCGAACCGGUGACCCAAGCCCGCCACGCUGGGCCUUGCCUGGGGAGUGGCGAGGAAACCAACGAGGUCGGCGUGUCGGCCCAAGCCGACGGGGCGGAAUUGCUUUGUGGGACGUGCUGAAGGCCACUGGCUCCUUUGGGAGACGUUAAUUCAAAUAUUCACUCCGAGAACGUUUACUGAGUCUCUAUGUACCCUUCUCGGCGCUAGGCUUUGAGGGUUCGGCCCACUGUGCACCGAGCUCCCAAAGGAGGAUGCGGGAAGGUUAGGUCGACGGCGGAAGCUGCUCUUUGGCGUAAAUUGCAAUCGAUUAGGGAUCGUUUCUCAGACUCAAGUUAGAAGUGAGAGUUCAGAUAAGUGAGGCCGCCAUUCCUGCUUUGAACACCUCAAGGGGAGAAUGGAUUUAUCAGGAGUGAAAAAGAAGAGCUUGCUAGGAGUCAAAGAAAAUAAUAAAAAGUCCAGCACUAGGGCUCCUUCUCCUACCAAACGCAAGGACCGCUCUGAUGAGAAGUCCAAGGAUCGCUCUAAAGACAAAGGGACCACCAAGGAGUCAAGCGAGAAGGACCGUGGCAGGGAUAAGACUCGGAAGAGGCGCAGUGCUUCCAGUGGAAGCAGUAGUACCAGGUCUCGGUCCAGUUCCACCUCCAGCUCAGGAUCCAGUACCAGCACAGGCUCAAGUAGUGGCUCCAGCUCUUCCUCUGCAUCCAGCCGCUCGGGAAGCUCCAGUACAUCCCGCAGCUCCAGUUCCAGCAGUUCCUCUGGAUCUCCCAGCCCUUCUCGGCGCAGACACGACAACAGGCGGCGCUCCCGCUCCAAAUCUAAGCCACCUAAAAGAGAUGAAAAGGAAAGGAAAAGGCGGAGCCCUUCCCCUAAACCUACCAAAGUGCAUAUUGGAAGACUCACCAGGAAUGUGACCAAGGAUCACAUCAUGGAGAUAUUUUCUACCUAUGGAAAAAUUAAAAUGAUUGACAUGCCUGUGGAAAGGAUGCAUCCUCAUCUAUCCAAAGGCUAUGCAUAUGUGGAGUUUGAGAAUCCAGAUGAAGCUGAGAAGGCACUGAAGCACAUGGAUGGAGGACAAAUUGAUGGCCAGGAGAUUACUGCUACUGCUGUGUUGGCCCCCUGGCCUAGGCCACCCCCCAGGCGAUUCAGCCCUCCCAGGAGAAUGCUGCCGCCACCUCCCAUGUGGCGUAGGUCACCCCCACGGAUGAGGAGGAGGUCACGCUCUCCAAGACGCAGGUCCCCCAUGCGCAGGCGGUCCCGCUCUCCAGGCCGCCGCCGCCACAGAAGCCGCUCCAGUUCAAAUUCCUCGCGAUAAAUAGGGCCACCGAAGCUCAUCUAUACCUUAUAUUCCACCCAGCUCAGUUGUGUCACUUUUCUAGCUGAAGGAGGGUCAGCAGAAAAGACUCCCUCAUUUGGCAGGCUUCAAAAGCAGCAGUUGAGGCCUUUCCUCUGCAGGCAGAUUCUGACUGCAGAAGUGCUCAUGGUUCAGGGCUAUGUCCAUUGAGGGGCCCUGCAGUUUUCUGGCUAGAGAGCUCACCCAUUCCUGUUCCUAAGUCUGUUCAGUGGCACAGCCAGCAGGGAUCAGCAAGUUUCCAGGUGGCAGUGUGGCUCAGCUUUUUCAGAGAUGACCUGAGCUAGUCUGGCAAACCUGGUUAGUGCCCUUGCUGAUGCUGUGCUAUGUCUGCAGGGGACCAACCUGCCAUUCCUGUUAGGCCUGGCCUCCCCCACACACACUUGAAUUCUCUUCCAACCUCUAGGGUUGUCCUCCCACCUGUUAAUUGCUGUACAUGGUUCUGGCUUUCCAUCUCGUCUCCACCCCUCUGCCCCACAUAUCCCUUACUCUCAAAUUGGUGAGCAAGUUGAGAGCCAGCUCUGCAAGGUCAUUACAGAGCCCCCUGUUCUGACUGCCAUUGGUGGUGGUCUUGCAGGAUACCUUGGCAACGUGUAUAUUGCUUUUUUUUUUUUUCCCCCUCAUUGUACAGUCAGUACUAUAAAAUUUGUUUUUGAGUUUUGUAACUUUGUAGCAUUUUAGAUAAGGUUGUGUUUGUACUUUGUUGUGUAGAGUGAUGAAAACGAAUUGAAUAAACCUAGGAUUAGAAUGCAGAUUGAA